AUGUCUGUGUUUCGGCUUCCCUCUUUCACUUGUCGCAGGUUGAAUGGGCAGCUAUCCCGGUUCUGGUGGGCGGAUCAGGAUAAAGAAGAUGGUAUUCACUGGCUCUCCUGGCAAGAAGUUUGCUACAGCAAAUUUGAAGGGGGUCUCGGGUUCCGAGACUUUGAGAGGUUUAACAUAGCUCUGUUGGCGAAGCAAGCCUGGAGAGUACUGCAGAACCCGGCUUCCACAUUAGCUCACCUGUAUCGAGCUCGUUAUCACCCAAAUUCUUCCUUCCUAGAGGCAAAGGUGGGAUCUAGACCCUCUUGGGCUUGGCAAGGAUUGUUAGCAGGCCGUGAUCUCCUUCUACGCGGACUUCGGUGGCGUGUUGGUGACGGUGUUCGCAUCCGCAUAUUAACAGAUAAGUGGCUCCCUUCUGACCCUCCCUCCUCUCCUACUCUUCUUGCGGGUAUCAGUUGGUGCCCCGUGCUUGUUGCGGGUAUCAGUCUCACUGUUCACCAGCGAGUCUGUAGAGUUGAUACUCUCCAUCCCCCUUUGUUUUCGACUGCUGCCGGACCGUUUGAUUUGGCAUUAUGCGGCUAA
This is a messenger RNA of Linum tenue, 579 nucleotides long. NCBI's taxonomy places the organism in Eukaryota, Viridiplantae, Streptophyta, Magnoliopsida, Malpighiales, Linaceae. The record is from the annotation of a GenBank genome assembly.